This is a messenger RNA of Guillardia theta CCMP2712, 552 nucleotides long. RefSeq lists its product as hypothetical. NCBI's taxonomy places the organism in Eukaryota, Cryptophyceae, Pyrenomonadales, Geminigeraceae. The record is from RefSeq and is a predicted model, not a curated record. The transcript is spliced from 6 exons. Gene Ontology annotation, molecular function: 2 iron, 2 sulfur cluster binding. The coding region runs from base 1 to 552 and encodes 183 amino acids.
AUGGAGGGGAAGGAGGCAGUGGGAAUGGCGAGCGACUUCGAGCCCGCGAGAGGCCAUACGGUUGACGGCAUCUGCUAUUUCGAAGUGGACGCGCAGGACUUUCAGCCCCACACGCAGGGGUCACUGACGCUCUCGGGAGUGACGAGCGACUUGGAAUCGAGUGGAGAGGCAAGGAGGCGAACAUGGGCAGGAACCGUCAAGGUAGCAUGUUUGCCAUCCAACGGAGCUGCCCGCAUGCUCGAGCUGCCUUGUCCGAAGGAGACAUCGAGGUAUGGCAGCGAUGGCAUUCUCCGCGACCUGAACGCUUCGCCCCUCCCAGGGCCCUUCCUGUCAUGCCCCGCGCACUCCUUCAUCUUCGACCUUGCCACCGGGUCAUGUCUCUCAGAGCCGAGGUCCAGAUGCGGCCCUGCACGCGUGUACGAUGUCUCAGCUGACGAGGAGGGGAGGAUCUACGUCUCUAUCGCCCCCAAGGAGCCCCGCGAUCCCAGCAUAGCACGGGAGAGAGUCAACGAAGUCCAGCUGCGCCUGAUGGAGCGAGGGUUGGAAGCAUGA